UGCACGAACCCACUGUGUGAAUUUAAGACUCGAAUCCAACUUCGCGAGACUAUGAACAAAUCUGCAAACCUGGAUGUAGAACUGCAGCUACUGAAGUCGCAAUGGGAAGAGAAGAGCCCGGACUUGGCCGCAACCACGACUAACAGAUCAAAGGAGCACUAUACGCUCGACCAAUUAACGGUGCUGAACGAUGACAUCGGACAACUAGAACGCGACAUUGAUGAUAUUAAGGACAAGAUCGAGACACUGAAGAAUAAAAGAGGGUUACUUACGGCUAUCCUCAGUGCAAUCGGGAUAGAACCUCAGAACGAUAUAGCUGAUGGCUUCCCCGACUUCGAGACGCACUACAUGUGAUCAUGAGCGCAGUGUUAAGCUUGUUCCGUUGGUUAAGUUGUAUGUUCUUGCUGAGAUUUGACAAACUAACUUUUUCGUGAAUAAUAGUAAAUGGUUGCUUCAACACCC
Messenger RNA from Phytophthora nicotianae INRA-310, 462 nucleotides. RefSeq lists its product as hypothetical. The record is from RefSeq and is a predicted model, not a curated record. The coding region runs from base 52 to 354 and encodes 100 amino acids. Lineage: Eukaryota; Oomycota; Peronosporomycetes; Peronosporales; Peronosporaceae. The transcript has a single exon.